Molecule: messenger RNA, 252 nt
Organism: Triticum turgidum subsp. durum (durum wheat)
Lineage: Eukaryota; Viridiplantae; Streptophyta; Magnoliopsida; Poales; Poaceae
Source: the annotation of a GenBank genome assembly
AUGCGAAGGAGGUGGCCCGAGUCGGCGUCAGCGCCGUCCGGCGCGGGCCAUGGGCCCGCUUCCAAGUGCGUCUACGUGUCGGCCACCCACGCCGGGUCCUUCAAGUGUCGUUUCCACCGCACCAACUCCCAGGGCCACGGCCAGGGCCAGGGAAGCCGCCCUUCUUCGGCCCCUUCACCGGCCGCGGCAAACGCGUUGCCGCGGCACCCAGCCUUGCCGUCCUCGUCCUCCGGCACCGUCGCGACCCAAUGA